Molecule: messenger RNA, 753 nt
Organism: Helicoverpa armigera (cotton bollworm)
Lineage: Eukaryota; Metazoa; Arthropoda; Insecta; Lepidoptera; Noctuidae
Exons: 4
Coding region: 247-606 (119 amino acids)
Source: RefSeq, a predicted model, not a curated record
AGUGAGAGACGCGCCGUGGAGCGCUGCGCAUGCGUCGUCACCACACCGACCGCGCACACGCCAUACAGUGAUAUUCGAACAUAAACAUUACAGUGAUCCUAUCCACAAACAGUGCCAAAGUAUUUAGUGUGUAAAAUCGACUAUAACUGAACUAGUUCUUUUUUCCAAGUGAAAGGACCACAUUGUCGGGGUCUGCGUGUUUACUUGACUGACGAGGAGGGAAACGGGAACAAACACUAAAGAAGAAUGGAUUCAUCUGGAGAGAAGGCAUUUAGUUGGCCGGACGAAGAUUCGGUGGAGUCAACGUCGGACCCCAACCUGACGGUGUCGAUGAUAUCCGAGGAGCUGCCCGCCCUGACGGUGACCACCAUAGUGGGCAUGACAGUCGUGAUGCUCAUCGCCAUCGCUGCCGUAUUCCUGUUGGGAGUGCUCAUAGAUUGCAGACAACAGCGAUUACUAGAAAAGAAAAUGGGUGAGGCGAAGCGCAUGAAGACCAGCAGGCGAGUGAACACGGCUCCUGAAGAAGACAGUGCAAACAUAGCCAACAAUAUGGAGGAGCCUGACAUGAGCGUGCCUCCUGCCGAAGCUCUGCGGCAUAUACCUUAGUACCAACUGCCUCAGAAGUACACACUCAUGUAUCUCCGUGGCGAAAUGGCCGAAGACUGUCUUCCGUUAUUAUAACAAUACAUAUCAGUUUUACUCUUAGAAUUUUGUGGCAACAAUUAAUUUUUAUCUGUGCAAUAGCUAAGAGUU